Messenger RNA from Cajanus cajan (pigeon pea), 2214 nucleotides. NCBI's taxonomy places the organism in Eukaryota, Viridiplantae, Streptophyta, Magnoliopsida, Fabales, Fabaceae. The record is from RefSeq and is a predicted model, not a curated record.
AUGGCCUUCACAAAGAAGAGAACGAUGUUGCAGAUUUUUCCACCAAGUCUGCGGGACAUUUGGGACAAGUGGGAGCUCCGAUUUGUGGUUUUGUCAAGUCUCAUCUUUCAAAUUACCCUGGUCCUUCUUGGGAACAAGAGGAAGCACAGAACAAGUACCUGGCUGAGAAUUACACUAUGGUUUUCCUACUUGUUAGCAGAUUGGCUUGCAACAAUCUCACUAGGAGUUCUUUCUAACAAAGUUGGAGACAGUACUGAAGGUGAUUUUGUGGAGCCAAAGUAUGUCAUAAUAUCUCUGUGGGCCCCACUUCUUCUCAUUCACCUUGGUGGCUCAGAUACAAUGACUGCUUACUCUAUGGAAGACAAUGAACUGUGGGGCAGGCGUUUUCUCAGUUUUAUUGUCCAGAUUGUGGUGGCACUCUAUAUCUUCCUAAGAGUCUGGACGGAUAACGAUCUCAACGUUUUGGCAAUACCGAUAUUCGUUGCUGGUAUUGUCAAAAUGGGGGAGAGAAUUUGGGUUUUGUGGUCUGCUAGCAGCCAGCAAUUCAAAGAGUCCUUGUUUCCUGACCCUGAUCCAGGGCCUAAUUAUGCUAGGUACAUGGAAACAUACAUUGCAGCAUCUCAUGAGGGGUUCUUGGUUGAUGUGCAAGGCCUUGAAACUCCUUCAAUUGGUGAUGACCACACUCAUGCAGCUGCAGAAGCCAACAUCAUCCCACUGCCACAAACUGACACACAUGGACCUGAUGAAAUUGUAAAGAUUGCUCACAAUUUCUUGAAGACUUUCAAGCCUCUCUUUGCAGAUCUCAUCCUGAGCUUCCAGGAUGUUUUGGAAAGCAGGUUGUCUUUGCAGAAUGGGAUUGGAGAGGAAGUGUUUCAAGUUAUGGAAGUUGAGCUUGGAUUUAUGUAUGAUCUCUUCUACACCAAAGCAGCAGUGACAUAUUCUUUCAUGGGUAGUUUUCUCCGUUUGGUCACAAUAUCUUGCAAUGUUAGUGUGCUGUGUGGCUUCUUUUCCAUACAGAAGAACCAAUAUCCAAAAGUGGAUGUGUUUGUUACAUAUGUGUUGCUGCUUGGAGCUAUCACCCUAGAGAUAUAUUCAGUAAUUUCACUAUAUAUAUUGUCACCAGAUUGGACAAUGCUGUGGCUGAGUGGGCACAAGAACAAGGUGACUAGUCAUAUGAUGCGGGCCUUGAAAAAGGUCAAAAACAAGAGGUGGUCAAGCAGCAUUGGUCAGUUCAACCUCAUAAGCUUUUGCUUGAAAGCAAAAGAACAAAGAUGCAGUAUCGUUCAAAAGCUUUGGUGCUUCAUGUUUGGAAAAGGUUUCAGAAAGAAAGUAGGUAAGUGUAGUCUCGUUCGAAUGAUAAUAGACAUCUAUCAGUCCUAUCAAAAGUACAAGUGCACUGAUAUUAAAAUUGUCAAUGAUGAUCUGAAGAACAUUAUCUUUGAGCACUUCAUAAACAAAAUAAAAGAGGUCAACAUGACAGAAGAGGUCAAGGAUGAGGAGAAGGUAGCGGAUGAAAUCAAGAGAUUUUGCUAUCAUAGAGGCAACAAAGUGCUCGAAAGAUUUAAAUGUUCCGCGCAAUUAGGGUGGAGUUUUGAGGGAGAAUUUGAUCAAAGCAUUCUUCUAUGGCACAUUGCAACAGAUCUAUGUUAUAAUUGUGUCUCAGGUGAAGGUGCAGAUACAAACAGUGGUCAAAAUUUUAGAGAAGCAAGCAAAUUGUUAUCAGAGUAUAUGUUGUUUCUUCUUGUGAUGAGACCAUCCAUGCUGCCAAAUGGGAUUGGUGAGAUCAGGUUUCAAGACACAUGUGCUGAGGCAACUGAAUUUGUGAAGGACAGAAAGUCCAUAAAACGCAAGAAGGAAGCAUUCGAAAUGCUACUCAUAGUGAGUAGUGAGAGUGAAAAUGUUCAUCCUUCACAGGUUAAAGGCGAUAGAAGCAAGUCUAUAUUAUUUGAUGCAUGCAGGUUGGCCAUGCGUUUAACAAAGCUUAGGAACGAGGAUGAGGGGGAGACUAAAAGAAUGUGGGAGUUAAUCACUCAGGUGUGGGUUGAAAUGCUAGGUUAUGCUGCUAGUCACUGCCAAGGGAUUCAUCAUGCUCAGCAACUAAGACAUGGUGGAGAACUCCUCACACAUGUUUGUCUUCUCAUGGCACAUCUUGGGAUAACAGAUCAGUUUCAAAUCUCAAAAGGGCAUGCCAGGAAAAAAUUGAUACGCAAGUGA